GCAUGUCAUGCUUCCUUUGAAUCUUUUUCCGGAAGUGGACGUUCAGCGAGGAAGCGCGCUUCCGGCAGACGUCGUUUGCACGCCGUGUUCGACAUGGCGGCGGGACCAAUUUCGGAGCGAAACCAGGACGCCACGGUGUACGUGGGUGGCCUGGACGAGAAAGUGUCCGAGCCGUUAUUAUGGGAGCUGUUUCUGCAGGCUGGGCCGGUAGUGAACACGCACAUGCCCAAGGAUAGAGUGACCGGCCAGCACCAAGGAUAUGGGUUCGUGGAGUUUCUCAGUGAGGAGGAUGCCGAUUACGCCAUAAAGAUCAUGAACAUGAUAAAGCUUUAUGGGAAGCCCAUUCGAGUCAACAAGGCCUCAGCACACAACAAGAACCUGGACGUGGGGGCCAACAUCUUCAUUGGCAACCUGGACCCCGAGAUCGACGAGAAGCUCCUGUACGACACCUUCAGCGCCUUCGGCGUCAUCCUGCAGACCCCCAAGAUCAUGCGUGACCCCGACACCGGCAACUCCAAGGGCUACGCCUUCAUCAACUUUGCCAGCUUCGACGCGUCAGACGCCGCCAUCGAGGCCAUGAACGGGCAGUACCUGUGCAACCGGCCCAUCACUGUCUCCUACGCCUUUAAGAAGGACUCUAAGGGCGAGCGCCAUGGCUCAGCGGCUGAGCGCCUGCUCGCUGCACAGAACCCGCUGUCCCAGGCUGACCGACCGCAUCAGUUGUUCGCCGACGCCCCGCCGCCCCCAUCGGCGCCGACGCCGGUCCUCACUGCGCUCGGCGCUGGGAUCCCCAUGCCAGGCGUGCCCCCUCCCGGUGCGUUCCCUCCUGUGCCGCCCCCUGGCUCCAUGCCCCCAGGGAUGCCCCCAGGGAUGCCCAUGCCCCCAGCCCCAGGGACUCCAGGGCCUCAGGGUGGGGCAGGAGGCCCCCCCCCUGGGCCGCCCCCCUUCCCUCCUGCAGGCAUGCCUCCCCCAGGAAUGCCCCAGAUGCCCAUGCCCCCCCCUGGCCCGCCAGGGAUGGUGCCACCUCCUCCGGGUGCCAGCCAACACCGCGCCCCCCCACCACCGGGCAUGCCCCCCGCCCCGCCCAUGGGCAUGCCCCCGAGGGGCCCCUUCGGCCCCCCCAUGGGUCCCCCAGUGCAUCCUGGGAUGCGGGGACCCCCUCCCAUGCCCCCACCGGGAUACAGCGGGGGCCCGCCCCGGCCUCCUCCGUUCGGCUUUCAGAGGGGGCCCCCCAUGCCCCCGAGACCCCCUGCUCCGCCCCGGGGCCCUAUGAGAGGCCCAAUGCCCCCUUAGUCUCUGUAUUUUAUACUUUGAGUCUUUCUCUUGUCAGAAUCAGUCUGCUCCACAGCUUCCUAGUUUCUUUUAUUAUUUUUGUCACUGUACAGCAUUCGGACGUGAGGAAUAAAGCUUUUAAUAAAAAUUGGUCUCUUUUAUUAACUAGCUUUGAUAUGGACUUCCCUGGAUCAAAAUUUCAUUUGAGUUGUGAUGUUAUUCUUUAGAUAACUUUUUAAAUUGAACACCACUGGUAAUUUUAGUGACCUUUAAAAACAAAUGUAUUAUAUCACAGUAAAAUUACUCUCUUGGGACCAUAAACUAAGAUUGUGGUGACUAUAUUUUUUGAAUGAAGAUACUUAUAAUGUUUUUUUUCCCCUCUUUGAAUGUCUGGCAGGAGAGGUGGACAGAAACCAAAGCUGUUGUGCUUUUGGCGAUGAGAUUAAACUUUGUUUGACAU
This is a messenger RNA of Paramormyrops kingsleyae, 1732 nucleotides long. RefSeq names its product splicing factor 3b, subunit 4 (gene sf3b4). The record is from RefSeq and is a predicted model, not a curated record. Gene Ontology annotation, biological process: positive regulation of mRNA splicing, via spliceosome. Gene Ontology annotation, molecular function: RNA binding. Gene Ontology annotation, cellular component: nucleolus; U2 snRNP; precatalytic spliceosome. Lineage: Eukaryota; Metazoa; Chordata; Actinopteri; Osteoglossiformes; Mormyridae.